Molecule: messenger RNA, 1308 nt
Organism: Sclerotinia trifoliorum
Lineage: Eukaryota; Fungi; Ascomycota; Leotiomycetes; Helotiales; Sclerotiniaceae
Source: the annotation of a GenBank genome assembly
GUCCGAGUUCCUCCCAAGUCACCAAUUUCGAAUUCAUCUUCCAUUUCGUUCCUGUUCCCUUCCCAACUUCAUCCCACAUUUCCUUCCAAGUUUGCGGGGAGUGCACGAACAGAUCUAUAUUUUAGAGCCUUUGGGACCAACCACCUCCCGUUGCUCCGGCACGCCGGCUUGGUAACCCAAGAUCAAACUCCCUGGACGAGCUCGAGGCGAUUUAGCCAAUUGCAUAGCACCCUCAAUUUGAUUUUCGAUUCCCCACUGAUGAAAAUCUAACCGACAAGGAUAACAUUCAUGUUCCCUGUAACGCCAUCAACUUUUCAACUGGUUACAACAUGUCAUCUUCGAAGAAAUCAACCUUAAACCCAUCCUUAUCCUUGAAGAAUUCGUAUCCCAGGUCCCAGUGGUUAACUAUAUCUAUGGCGUGAAGAUUUGUGGUUGGUGCACCGUCGAGAUCCCAGACUAAUCGACGCAAUUCUUGACCGUGGAAACAUCCAAUGUUCUAUGAAUGAGUCCCCGUUUUGAAGUCGGGCGACAAUGUCGUUAUAGACUGGCGACUGAGCGAGAAUUUAUCGAUAUCAACACAUUUAUGACAUCGUGAGUCUUUACUCGUCGACCUCUAAGCAUAUUAUUUUGCUUCUUCACUCUCCUCUUUUGCCUGAUCUAAACUAAGUAUUUCACAGCGUCAAAAAGCAUGGGUGAUUCGCCAAUAUCCAUGCACAGGCAUGGCUCGCUUCAUGGAUAUCCUCUAGGGUGGGGGGGUAUUACUAUAAUUCUCAAGGACUUUACGACACUAAGGAAUCGUAUUAGCUACCUAGCUUCAGAGCCUUCGAUUAUUGAUCCAGGGAUUUCUUACCUCUGGAGUGAUCCGGUGGUCGAUGUUAUUCAGCCACCAUUUCUACACUUUACUAGGAACGACAGUAUCCAUAAGAUCCGAUAUCUUCUCCUCACUAUCAGCAACCGUGGGAGGGGAUAAUAUGGUAGCCAUUUUCUCCCGAAGUCUGAGCAAGCAACGACUGAAACUCCAGUAGUAGAACAGCACAAAGAUACGCAAUGCAACGACUUCAGCUCUGGCAAUUAAGUCGAGGAAAGCAGGCUUUUUAUGUCUAAAAUCGUCCUCCUUAUCGCAAGGUUAUAUGCAGGAUAUCACGCUAUGUCUCGUUCUGGAAAAUCUUUAACGGUUGGUGAUAGAUCGAAGCCUAGUAUGUAUGGUAUGGUUAAAAAUAUUCACUCAAGAUGCACUGCGCCAUAAAUCGGUUGGCUGGGGACGAGAUUGAUAUGAUAAAUCGGCAAAUCGGCAAAUCGAAGAUCUUU